AUGAAUCGAAUAGUAACGAGCCAUAUUUUGAAGCCGACAAGGAGAUGGCGAUCAGCGUUAGGCCACUGCCCGCAACGUGUUCUUCCCGGAAACCGUGGUCACAACGUUGCCGAGUGGUUUUCGAAUAGCCACAGAAGACACCAAAAUUCCUACGGCUACUUGAGUGUUACCGUAAUCUUGUUUCAGAUCGGUGUUUGGAUAGAUGCCGGAUCCAGAUACGAAAAUGAAAGAAAUAAUGGAACGGCUCAUUUCCUUGAGCACAUGGCAUUUAAGGGAACUUCACGUCGCACGAGAAACGCAUUAGAGCUGGAAGUGGAAAAUAUCGGUGCUCAUCUGAAUGCAUAUACUUCGCGUGAACAAACCGUUUACUAUGCUAAAUGUUUCUCCACUGAUCUCGAACAAUCCGUCGACAUUCUAUCCGAUAUCUUACUGAAUAGCAACUUGAAUUCCCGAGAUAUCGAAGCGGAACGAAGCGUAAUUUUACGUGAAAUGCAGGAAGUGGAACAAAAUUUCCAGGUAUACUAG
Ostertagia ostertagi is the source of this 525-nucleotide messenger RNA. The record is from the annotation of a GenBank genome assembly. NCBI's taxonomy places the organism in Eukaryota, Metazoa, Nematoda, Chromadorea, Rhabditida, Trichostrongylidae.